Messenger RNA from Centropristis striata (black sea bass), 1158 nucleotides. It is a transcript of the gene alkbh1, whose product is annotated as alkB homolog 1, histone H2A dioxygenase. Lineage: Eukaryota; Metazoa; Chordata; Actinopteri; Perciformes; Serranidae. Gene Ontology annotation, cellular component: nucleus; cytoplasm. The transcript has a single exon. Bases 1 to 1140 code for a protein of 379 amino acids. The record is from RefSeq and is a predicted model, not a curated record. Gene Ontology annotation, molecular function: ferrous iron binding; broad specificity oxidative DNA demethylase activity; oxidative RNA demethylase activity. Gene Ontology annotation, biological process: oxidative RNA demethylation.
AUGGCCAAGAUGGCAACCUCCAUGGUGCAGAAUGGAGAAGAUGCAUUUCGAAACAUAUUCAAGUUUUACAAAAGAAGAAACCCUCCGCCAGACUUCAGCGAUGUCAUAGACUUCUCUAAAGGCGCAGUGGGGGACAGGAUCGUCCCAGCUGUCCUGAAGCCGUCUGCGGUGAGUGAUGUGGAGGCAGCCCGGGUCGGGUUACAGCCUGUCCGGGACUGGAGAGCAUUCAGCCUGCAGGGCUACCCGGGCUUCAUGUUCAUCUCCAACCCGUUCCUGCAGGGCUCCCAGCCCCCGUGGGUGAGACAGUGUCUUAAAACCUACACUCAGAAGCCCAAUGUGUGCAACCUGGACAUGCACAUGUCCCCAUCUGACACAGAGGACAUCUGGGGUAAGAGUGUCCAUGCUCUCAGCUGUCCUCCUUCUGGAAAGAGAGAAGCAAAGACUCUGCUUGAGAGGCUGCGCUGGGUGACUCUGGGGUAUCACUACAACUGGGACACCAAGACGUACUCUUCCAGCCACUACACUCCUUUCCCAGCUGACCUGCACUCCCUGUCCUCCCACAUCACAGCCGCCUGUGGGUUCCCAGGGUUCACCGCAGAGGCUGGGAUCCUCAACUACUACAGACCUGAUUCCUCUCUGGGGAUCCACGUGGAUGAAUCAGAGCUGGAUCACAGCCGCCCGCUGCUGUCUUUGAGCUUUGGCCAGUCAGCCAUCUUUCUCCUGGGAGGUCUCAACAGACAGGACCCCCCCACUGCCAUGUACAUGCACAGUGGGGACGUGAUGGUGAUGUCGGGACAGAGCCGCCUCCUGUAUCACGCUGUCCCACGCAUCGUCUCAGCACCCACUUUAGAGAUGGACCCCAGCAGUUGGUCCUCCUCCCUGCAGGAUGGUGCUGCGGUGGAGCCGGUGUCAGAGGAGGACUGGGCCGUGUGCUCCAGGUACAUCCAGAGCUCCAGAGUGAACGUGACUGUCAGACAGGUGCUGGGGCCGGGGCAGAGCUUCCCAGAGACACCCUCCUCUCACCAGACAAGGACUGAUGCAGGACAGAUGGAUGGGUACCACGAAAGACCAGCAGACGGAGACAGCGGGAAGAGGAAGAGGAGCAGUAGCGUUGACUCUGUUGAUACUGUAGAGACAUGACACACACCACCUGCUGUA